AUGCCUGAGAACAUUUUGGUGACCGGCGGUGCUGGUUUCAUCGGAAGCCACACCGUGCUAGAGCUGCUAUUGGCGGGUUACCAUGUGGUGGUGGUUGACAAUCUCAACAAUUCCUCCGGUGCUUCCAUCCGCAGAGUCAAAGAGCUCGCCGGCGAACACGGCGACAACCUCCACUUUCACGAGCUUGACCUUCGAGACAAACCAGCCCUGCAAAAACUUUUCACCGGAACAAAAAUAGAUUCCGUCAUACACAUCGCCGGAUUAAAAUCCGUAGGAGAAAGCAUGGAGAAGCCAUUGAUGUACUACAACAACAACAUCAUCGGAGCAAUCACCUUGUUGGAAGUAAUGGAUGCACAUGGAUGUAAAAGCCUUAUAGUUUCAUCAUCGGCCACCGUGUACGGUUGGCCAAAGGAGGUGCCGUGUAGAGAAGACUUCCCUGUGGAUGCAAUCAAUCCUUAUGGAAGAACCAAGCCAGUCGUCGAAGAGAUGUGCAGGGACGUACAGCGUGCAGACCAAGAGUGGAAGAUAAUAUUACUGAGAUAUUUCAACCCUGUCGGUGCACAUCAGAGCGGCUACAUCGGAGAACAUCCCCGUGGAACCCCAAACAAUCUCAUGCCCUACAUGCAGCAAGUGGCGGUUGGCAAGCGACCGGCGUUGACCGUGUUCGGCGACGAUUAUUCCACCGGAGAUGGCACUUGCGUACGUGAUUACGUUCAUGUUGUCGAUUUAGCACGAGGCCAUGUGGCCGCCUUGCGGAAGCUAUCUGAUCCGGACAUUGGCUGUGAAGUCUACAACUUGGGGAGUGGGAAAGGAACGUCGGUUUUGGAGAUGGUGGCUGCGUUUGAGAAGGCGUCCGGGAAGAAAAUACCUCUGGUCAUGGCCGGUCGGCGAGCCGGUGACGGUGAAAUAGUUUAUGCUUCGACUGAGAAGGCGGAGCGUGAGCUGAAUUGGAAAGCUGAAUACAGCGUUGAGGACAUGUGCAGGGAUCAGUGGAACUGGGCCAUGAACAACCCCGAUGGUUACGAAUCUCCUGAUCCAUAA
Molecule: messenger RNA, 1041 nt
Organism: Hibiscus syriacus
Lineage: Eukaryota; Viridiplantae; Streptophyta; Magnoliopsida; Malvales; Malvaceae
Product: UDP-glucose 4-epimerase GEPI48-like
Exons: 2
Coding region: 1-1041 (346 amino acids)
Biological process (GO): rRNA processing; galactose metabolic process
Cellular component (GO): cytosol
Molecular function (GO): UDP-glucose 4-epimerase activity; RNA binding
Source: RefSeq, a predicted model, not a curated record